Molecule: messenger RNA, 4683 nt
Organism: Porites evermanni
Lineage: Eukaryota; Metazoa; Cnidaria; Anthozoa; Scleractinia; Poritidae
Source: the annotation of a GenBank genome assembly
GAGUCGCCAACACCAACAAGUGGAGGGGCUGAUGGAGAAAUGAUAGAUAACUCCACGGCAAGUACGUAUAAGUUAGGAAUAUUGCUCUAGCUUCAAACGAAAUUAUUUAAUUAUUUUACAUUUCCAACCCCAACCCACAGGUGUAUAGACAAAUCUAUCUUAACAGCCAGCUGUCAAACCUGUAAUGAUAAAACCGAAAACAAACCCACCUUUUGCGAUUGCUCUUUACACUACUAAAACAUCUUCUCUUUACAAAUCAAAGAUUAAAAAAAAAAGAAAAAUUAAAAUAAUUGAAGCGUGUAAUUAUAGUGAACUCUUAACCUUCAGGUCUUUGAUAUCAAUUUGUCGCUGGCUUAAUGCUUUUUGAAACAUUAUCCAAAAGUUGAAGAUUACUGCAUUAAACUAAUUAUUUUCCUGUGAUUUUCGCUCAUGGAAAUGCAGAAUUUAUAAAGCUAUCCCUGGCCUUUCCACCUCAGAAAGAGUUAACAAUUUACUACUGUAGCAGAACGAAAUGAAGCUGAUCUCUUCGUUUGUCGAAAGUACGUAAGGCAAAGACUCCUGUGAUCUAGAGGAAUUUCCUACGAUUUAGACAGUAACGAAGAAAAAAAAAAGAGCUGAAGAAUAUAUUUUCUUUAGUAGUAAUGGAAUAAUUCCCGCGGACACUACGCAUUAUUCUUUACUUGAGUAAACGUUGUGUGGAAAUCGUCUGGCGAGGAAGCGAUCAGUGCGUCUUGGAACCUUUUUUUAAACUAUCCGUACUCGCAGUUUGUUUCAAUUAACGUAGAUAUCCAGAGAACCGAGGUAUGAAUUAGUUUGGGAACAUUCUUUUUUACGAUUUCUGCAGAACUGGGCCUCGUAUGCCACAACGAAUACAUCGAGGUUACCUUGGAGAGCAAGAACUACCCAGGACUGGACACCAAUGUGACUCAUCUCCAGGACGAGGCCUGUGUUCCCGGGUAUCGAGAUGCAACAAAGGUUAUAUUUAGGUUUGGCUUGGGGGACUGCCAAACCGAAUAUGAAGAAGACGAAAGUGAAAUUCGCUAUAUGAACAAGAUUAUUGCUGUAGUAAACGACGAGAAUGAAGAGGAAGCCAUCACUCGAUCAAGUACAAGAGUGCUUCCCUUUCAGUGUUCCUACAAGAAAAAGGCUGUUAUCUCUAAAGUGCAAGUCAAUCCUCAGUUCACAAAAAUCAUAACCAAUACAGGUGACAACCACAAGUGCAAAUAAAAUAAUAAUGCCUGUUUACUGCUUUUUGAUACACGCCAAUGGCAAUCAAGGAGUAAUUGGAUCAUGCUGGUCAAAGUACCUCAUAAAAAUCUUGCAAUUAAAAUUAUAUAAAAAUGCCCUAUAUAACUAUCCUUAAGGUCUUGAACGAAAACACUUAAAGACUCCUUAAAGUGCAGGGCCGAGUUGUUCGAAGGCCGGUUAGCGCUUAACCCGGGGUUAAAUUUAACCCGAGUUUCUUGUUCUUGUGUUCUAAAGCAUUUUCUCGGAAAAUUUUCUCUGUUAUUUUUAGAGCUUCCAAUCAUCAACUUGUAGACAAAAAGAACUAAAACUGAAAUGCUUUUUAAGCUUUCAAAUCUGAAUUCAAAUCUCGCACUAACUGUGGGUCAUCUUAACCCAGCUUUGAACAACUCGGCCCAGAACACUUUAGACUCCUUAAAGUCUUGACUUUAACACUCCUUAAAGUAUUCACUUUAAGACUCCUUACAGUGUUCACUUUAAGACUCCUUAAAGUCUUCACUUUAAGACCCCUUAAAGUCUGAUCUUCACUUUAAGACUCCUUAAAGCGAAGUGAACACUUUAAGACUCCUUAAAGUCUUCACUUUAAGACCCCUUUAAGUCUGAUCUUCACUUUAUUAAGAAUCCCUAAAGUGUUCACUUUGAGACUCCUUAAAGUGAACACUUUAAGAUUCCUUAGAGUGUUCACUUUAAUACCCCUUAAGGUUUAGUCCGAGGGCAACGAGUAGGUUUUUGAGCAAUUUGAUGGACUUACCUGACAAUAGCUUACAUGGGUUAAAAAGUUCUUGUCCAGAUCUCCAUUUACCCACCACUCCAGCUCCGCCCCUCGAAAGUUUAAUUCUCGAAACUACUUUCGUAAGGGAAUGAGGAAGAAUGAAUUUUUCUGGCAGUUCUGGAGACAGUUAACCAGCUUUUUAUUUUGGUUUGUGAAUAACGUACUUUCAGACAAAGGGAGGGUGAACUGUUUUCUUUCAGUUAGAAUAAACUGCAUUCUUAUCACAGGCGUUCAUAAAAUUAUGAACGCAUAAUUGGAGUCUAAACAGAGAAAAAAAAAUCGCCAUAUUAUAUGUCACAGGUCUAGUUGUUUGACAGCAGAAACAAUGUAAGGUACACCAAGAUCUGUUGUAGAAAUGAAAAUCGUGUUGCUAGUUAUUCUUUUCUUGAUGUUAUGCCAUGCUUUUUUAUCAUCAGAGGACUUCGGUAACUUCUCGUAUGAGGUAAAUCUAUACACCGAUAAGGACUACUCAAAAAAAGUUGAUGAAUUUCCUUUCGUCAUCGGGAUUAGCCAGCGGAUGUACCUGGAAAUGCGUGUAGAGUCGGGGGAUUCUGGACUGAUCUUGUUCCCGGAUGAAUGCAAGGCCACGCCCUCCCAGGAUAUCAAUGAUAAGCCGGACCAUGCGAUCAUCGAAAACGCGUAAAUAACCACUAAAAUAUUUGGGUUUAGUCAUUGAGUCUAUGGGUCUAUGAGAAAAGAAAAAUAAAAGCAAAAUACGUUGUAGCAAGUUAAAGGAAGAGAUUCAGAAGCUUGUAAACAACGCCCCUUCAGUAAGGGAAUCCGAGUCAUUCUUAAAUUCUGGAUUCUACGCCGUGGAUUCCGGAUUCUUCCAUUGUAGGCGCUGGUGGAUUCCGGAUUCUUUGUCAGGGGAACUUAGAUUCCGGAUUCCAGUCGUUAGUGGGAUUCCGGAUUCAAUCCUUGAGCAGUAUUUUGGAUUCAAAAGCCCCAGGAUUCUGGAUUCUACAAGCAAACAUUUUCCGGAUUUUACUUGGGGCGAUGUUGGUGUUUAUAUUUUAGUCUUCUAGCCUAUAAGUCUAUGAAAAAAUUGAUAAAAUGAAUAAAUAAAUAAAGCAAAGCAUGUUAUGGUAAGUUAAAUGACUAGUUUUGAGAAGUUUUCGCCAAUUAAAAUGUGAAAAAUAAAUUUACACCCAGUCAUUUCAUGCAUUCCUGAGGCGAAAGAUGAUUCGGAUGAAAGAACGUUAUGAGAAGGACCGUGGUGUUUUUAAGAAAGAUGAUGUAAUAUGUUUACCAGAAGCCAGAGCUUUUGUUCUGUAGUUUAGUUUUAUUUUCUGAUGCCGCCAAUGAUCUUAGUUGUGCAACCUAAAUUUUGCGUUAAAAAAAUUCUUGGCUUAUUUGAAAAAAAAAAAUGUUUAUUGUGCUUUCGCUUUAAAAGGUUAUUAUUCUUUUUGUAGAUGUCCCCGAGACAAAACUCUGGAGUUUGAGUACAAGAUGUCUGGUGAACAGCGAUUUACUUUAGUGGCCUUCCGCUUCAAAUCUGGUUAUCAAGACGUGUACAUACACUGUAAGAUGACUGUGUGUCGCUCGAAGGAAGAACAGUCAAAAUGCGCCAAGGGAUGCCAGGAAAACGAGAAUGACUCCAGAAAGAAAAGGGAAGUGAAAGAUGAUUUCGUCGUUAAUCAGUUCAUUGGGCCAAUCAAGGUCAAGGGAGAAGAAGGUAAGGGUAUGCAUUACUCACAGUACACUAUGAAAGACUUGUGUCAAGCACCCCUACAUUCUUCACAUAAUGCUAAAGUAAUCUGCAUUGAGAUAGCAGCCUCCAAUUAAAUACAUCAUAGCUGCCUUCUAGCUUCAGCGAUAUACCUUAUAAGGUUGUAAAGGAACUGAUCAAUGUUUCAGUCAGACAAUACUUAUGUUUCAUAUUCAGCUAAUUACAUUAAUAGUCAUCAUGAAGCUUACGCAUUUUCAACCACCAAAGCAACGAUGAACGUAAUGCAUGCAGUCAAACAAUUCAACUUUGGGAAAAUUCGCCCUCCGUUUGCUAACUAAAUUAGCCGAGUUCAAAGAGAGAUAAUCACUCAAAAUCGCGGAUUUAUGUUUAUAUAGGGGUACCUUUUUGUGGCUAGCUCAGUUCAAACAUAUGAAGGGGCAGAGUUUUCACUAGUUGAAGUAUAUGCUACGGUAGGGAAAUAUGUUAUUUCGGUCUGCCCAAAAGGGCAGGCAGAUACAUUAUAUGGCUGAGAAAAAGGCAAGAAAACGUUUUUGUUUUGUAAUUUAAUAAUGCUUUAAUAAAUUCUAAAGCAGUUAAAGGGAUGUAAAAUUCUAAACUAGGUAUGUGAAUGGUGUACCAUUUGCACGAUCCAAGUAUGCGAAAGGGGUACCUUUUCUGUCAAAUAUAGUAUAAAAAAGGGUAAGGGGUUAGACCGCGGAACCUCCCUGUAUAAAGCUCGUUAAGUAAACUCAUUCCCCGCCCCCGACAAGUUUGAAAUCUUUUCACAUGAUGAGUCCUUUCUGUACGACCUCUUUCAGUCUCGGAUGCACUUGGAAAGAAGGUCUCGCAAGACAAUCCACAGAUGUUCACCCUGGUUGGAGUGUUAGUUGGCGUGCUUGGAGUUGUCAUGCUCGGUCUCAUAGCUGCACUGAUUAUUGUAAUCAGGAAACGCCGUACAGAGGAGAAUGCCGCCACCUUGCUAGUUUAUGAUGAAUAG